Molecule: messenger RNA, 2277 nt
Organism: Saccoglossus kowalevskii
Lineage: Eukaryota; Metazoa; Hemichordata; Enteropneusta; Harrimaniidae
Product: ATP-binding cassette sub-family D member 2-like
Biological process (GO): long-chain fatty acid import into peroxisome; very long-chain fatty acid catabolic process; fatty acid beta-oxidation
Cellular component (GO): peroxisomal membrane
Molecular function (GO): ABC-type transporter activity; ATP binding; ATP hydrolysis activity
Source: RefSeq, a predicted model, not a curated record
AUGUCGCUCUCUAAACUAACAAAGUUUGCCAGUGACUUCGCGAAUAAUCCACCUGUUGGGAAGAGGUUUGUACGGGGGACAGUAUUGACACUCGCCGUGUAUUAUGCUUACCGAAAGUACUACCCGGCGAUCAGCAAAUCCCCGUCGACGACACCAGCCUCGAGUCGAAGAUCGAGUACAGCAGACGGCAGCUCAGGUGAUGAAGCUCCCAUUGGGACGUUCCGUCGUAAAAGUCAUAAAGUGGACAAGAGGUUCUUUCAACAGCUACGAUUCCUAAUAGGUAUCGUCAUACCGCGCCUGUGGAGCAAAGAGUUUGGUCUGCUUUGCAUGCAUUCGGCAACUCUCGUCGCAAGGACGUUUCUGACCAUCUACGUCGCAGUCCUGGAUGGAAGCAUGACAAAAACUAUAGUGAACCGCGACGUACAGGGAUUCAUUUGGACACUCACUAAAUGGAUCGGUAUUGCAGUCCCUGCUUCUUUCAUCAACAGCAUGAUACGGUUCCUAGAAAACAAAUUGGCCCUUGCAUUUCGCACUCGCCUAGUCGAUUACUCUUACAAACUUUAUUUCCAAGACCAGACCUAUUACCGCGUUAGUAACUUAGACGGGCGACUUUCUAAUGCUGAUCAAAACCUAACCGAAGAUAUAACAAUGUUUUGCCAGUCAAUAUCACAUUUGUAUUCGCAUUUAACAAAACCGAUAUUGGACAUUGUUCUAAUGUCGCAUACACUGACCACUCUCGCCACUGAGGGGGGAGCCAGUACAACAAUUCCAAGCAUCAUUGGCGGUAUUGCAAUCUAUAUAACAGCGUGGGUUCUUAAAAAAGUAUCGCCAAACUUCGGGAAGUUGGUAUCAGAAGAAGCCCAGAGGAAGGGUUACUUGAGAUUCAUACAUUCUCGUUUGAUUCAGAAUGCUGAAGAGAUUGCCUUCUAUGGAGGUCAUAAGGUUGAACUGAACAUGCUGCAGCAAAGUUACAGGUCGUUGACUGAUCAGAUGGAUUUGAUAUUCCGUAAGAGACUCUGGUAUAUAAUGUUGGAACAGUUUCUAAUGAAGUACUUAUGGAGCGCCAGCGGAAUGAUGAUGGUAGCUAUACCGAUGGUCACGGCAACGGGCAGAGAACGAGGUGAGAUAACUGUUAUGCGUAAACAGGCAUACCAGCAUCUGUCUGAAGAGCUGCAAGUAAGUGAAAGAACUGAAGCUUUUACUACUGCAAGAAAUCUGUUGAUUUCCAGUGCAGACGCCAUUGAAAGGAUAAUGUCAUCCUAUAAAGAGAUUAUGGAGCUGGUUGGUUAUACAUCAAGAGUAUCUGAAAUGAUCAAAGUGUUUGAAGAUGUUAAAAAAGGCAAAUAUACCAAGAGCAUGGUGACGGCGGGUGAUGUCUCUAAACCUAAACUUGCUCUCAAAAAUAAAGAACGAAUUGAGGGGCCGUUAGAAGUGAGAGGUGAAGUGAUUGAAGUGGAUACAGCCACUAUAUCCUUAGAUGACGUCCCUAUUGUCACUCCAAAUGGAGAUGUUAUUGUAUCAAGUCUUUCUCUUGAGGUCAUCGAGGGUAUGCAUUUGCUGAUAAGUGGACCCAAUGGAUGUGGUAAAAGUUCACUGUUCCGGAUAUUCAGUUCACUGUGGCCCGUGUAUAAUGGACGUCUGAUCAAACCAGCACUCAAAUAUAUGUUUUACAUACCUCAAAGACCUUACAUGUCAAUAGGUACGUUAAGGGAUCAGGUCAUCUAUCCUGAUAUGCCGGAGGAUAUGUACCGGAAAGGAUUCACAGAUGAACACUUAGAACAGAUUCUUCAAACUGUCUAUCUACAGCAUAUUGUGGUCAGAGAAGGAGGUUGGGAUUCAGUCAUGGAUUGGAAAGAUGUGCUUUCAGGAGGUGAGAAGCAGAGAAUGGGAAUGGCCAGGAUAUUCUAUCAUAAGCCGAAGUUUGCUCUUUUAGACGAAUGUACAAGUGCUGUCAGUAUUGACGUUGAGGGCAGUAUAUUCCAAGCAGUCAAAGAUGCCGGCAUUGCAUUACUAACAAUCACACAUAGACCGUCUUUGUGGAAACACCAUACUCAUUUACUACAGUUUGACGGCGAAGGAGGGUGGCGUCUGGAGGAAUUGGACACCAAGACUAGAUUAUCACUGAAUGACGAAAAGCAGAAAUUAGAGUCUCAACUAGCGGGCAUACCCAAGAUGCAGCAGCGACUCAACGAAUUAUGUAAAAUACUCGGCGAUGACUCAGUGUUAAAAUCAACCAGUACAUCUAAUAGUUUGCAGUGGGAUGGUAACAUAGCUUGA